CGUACAAAACAUGUGCGCGUGAUUCUCCGGGUGAUAUUCGUGUUCCCCAGCAAAUUUGUUCCAAGAUUUGCCUCGUUAAUUUCCCGUGGAUAGAGCAGAACACAAACCUGUAAGAAUGGCAUCCAAGGACGUAGAACGCAUGGAAUUGGCCGAGGACCAGAACAUCGAAGAUGCCAUCAUAGCCGGCGAAAGUGACGACGACGAUGAUGAUCAAGUGGAUGAUGCUAUGGAAAACGAGGAGGAAACCAAUGGACAGGUUUACCUUCCGGGACGCAAAUUGAAUAACGACGAAGAACUGGUGUGCGACGAGUCCGCGUAUGUGAUGCUCCAUCAGGCCCACACCGGGGCGCCAUGUUUGAGUUUUGACGUUGUCGCAGACCCUUUAGGGGAAGAUCGGGAAAAAUUUCCACUAACUGCAUUUUUGGUGGCUGGUACUCAGGCUGCCAGGACACACGUCAACAGUGUCAUCGUAAUGAAGAUGUCCAAUUUGCAUAGGACAUCCAAGGAACGGGACGAAGAUGAUGACUCCGAUGCGGACGAGUUGAGUGACGAUGAAGACGAGAAUUCGGAUAAGCGACCGCAGAUGAACUGUGCUCUCAUCAAGCACGCAGGAUGUGUGAACAGGAUUCGGGCAACGACUUUCAACAAUACACAUUAUGUGGCCACUUGGAGCGAGAUGGGACGGGUCAAUAUAUACAACAUCAAUGAUCAGCUAGCGGCCGUGGAUGACGAACAUUCGUGCAAGAAUUACGAGACCAACAAGGUCGGUGACGGAGUGAAACCGGAUUUCACUUUCUCCGGACAUCAGAAGGAGGGUUUCGCUAUUGACUGGUGUACCACAACGCGUGGUAUGUUAGCAACGGGUGAUUGCCGACGGGAUAUCCAUAUUUGGCGCCCGAAUGAUAAGGGCUCGUGGACGGUUGAUCAGCGACCUCUGGUGGGACACACGGACUCGGUAGAGGACAUCCAGUGGAGUCCGAACGAAGCGAAUGUACUGGCUACCUGUUCGGUGGACAAAUCAAUCCGAAUCUGGGACUGUCGAGCACCUCCGUCAAAAGCCUGUAUGCUGACGGCGGACAAUGCCCACGAGAGCGACAUAAAUGUGAUCAGCUGGAACAGAAACGAACCUCUGAUUGCUAGUGGUGGUGAUGACGGUUUCUUCCACAUUUGGGAUCUACGUAACUUCCAGUCGAAAUCGACCGUAGCCACAUUCAAGCAUCAUACUAAUCAUAUAACAACCAUCGAAUGGCACCCGAAAGAGUCGACCAUUUUGGCCACCGGAGGAGACGACGAUCAGAUUGCCCUGUGGGAUCUAUCGGUCGAACGAGACGACGACGACGAACGAACUGAUCCAAACCUGAAGGAUCUGCCUCCUCAGCUGCUGUUCAUUCACCAGGGACAAACGGAAAUCAAGGAACUGCACUGGCAUCCUCAGCUUAAGGGUGUGCUUUUCUCGACGGCACACAGUGGAUUCAACGUUUUCCGAACAAUCAGUGUAUAGACGAGUGUAAAACAUGGCGGUUCUUUUCUUGUUCUUCAUAAUUAAGACCUUAUUCAGUUUGUGUCACUUUAAUAAGCUUCAAAAAUAUAAAAG
Molecule: messenger RNA, 1594 nt
Organism: Ochlerotatus camptorhynchus
Lineage: Eukaryota; Metazoa; Arthropoda; Insecta; Diptera; Culicidae
Product: WD repeat-containing protein 1 l(2)09851
Exons: 2
Coding region: 116-1501 (461 amino acids)
Biological process (GO): ribosome biogenesis
Cellular component (GO): nucleolus
Molecular function (GO): protein binding
Source: RefSeq, a predicted model, not a curated record